This is a messenger RNA of Microthlaspi erraticum, 540 nucleotides long. Lineage: Eukaryota; Viridiplantae; Streptophyta; Magnoliopsida; Brassicales; Brassicaceae. The record is from the annotation of a GenBank genome assembly.
AUGGCACUGUCUCAGUCGUCCUUUACACCGACGCUCCAGACACAGUUGCAGAAACAUCAAUUCGUCGGAACAUGUCAAAGCCCGGGUAAACUUAUUUUUCCGACGACGGAAAUCCCCAAAUUCCCUUUGAUUUCGUCAUUUCAUGCGACUAAAAUCAAACCCGGUUCUCCUCUCCGGACCAUCAGAUGCAUCGCCGGAGAUAUAUCGGAUGAUGGAACCAGAGAAGCAUCUUCUUCUCUCUCUACUUCGAUCUCGUCGGUUUUCGUGAAAGGCUUUCCGGAUUCAGUGAGUGAAGGGCGUUUAAGAAAGGUCUUCUCCGAGUUUGGAGAAGUUUGCAAUGUAAAAAUCAUCAUAAACGAAAGGACUCAGCAGUCUCUAGGAUAUGGCUAUGUCUGGUUUAACAAGAAAGAAGAUGCACAGUUGGCUGUGGAAGCCAUGAACGGAAAGUUCUUUGAUGGCAGGUUUAUUCUUGUUAAAUUUGGCCAGCCUGGAUUGUCCCGGAGCCGGAGAUCACAUUCCGAUUUCUCUUUUUGUAAAUAA